Molecule: messenger RNA, 381 nt
Organism: Ilex paraguariensis (yerba mate)
Lineage: Eukaryota; Viridiplantae; Streptophyta; Magnoliopsida; Aquifoliales; Aquifoliaceae
Source: the annotation of a GenBank genome assembly
AUGUCCCCUGAAGAGAUUGCUAGUGGUCUAAUUGACAUUUCUGCUAUCUAUGAAUCUUUGAAUGAACCUGAUCAGGCACUUAAAUUGCUUCAGAGGGCCUUAAAGGUAUAUGGCAAUGCACCUGGUCAACAAAGCACAAUUGCAGGAAUUGAGUCUCAGAUGGGGGUCUUGUACUAUAUGCUGGGAAGUUACUCUGAUUCUUAUAACUCUUUCACAAGUGCAAUUUCAAAGUUUCGGGCAAUUGGAGAGAAGAAAUCUGCUCUCUUUGGUAUUGCUCUGAACCAAAUGGGACUUGUCUGUGUGCAACUUUACGCAAUAAACAAAACUGCAGAUCUCUUUGAAGAAGCAAGGACUAUUUUGGAGACUGAAUGUGGACCUUAA